AUGGACUCCCAGCAUAUCUCCACAGUUAUCGCCGCGUUAGUCAAAAAGGGCACCCUGGCCCCCGACGCUAUUCUCGACACACUUAGCCAAAGAAUCAAUGACUUCGGUAUCCUAAGGGGCGAGGAAUUACCACAUCUUCGCAAGAAUUUCAAUUCUCUCUGCACAAACGACAAUGGAACUGAAAUCAUCACCCAGUCCGCCUUCAUCUCAUUACUUCAGACCGCCGGAGUCCUGCCAUCAUCCAUGGCACAAGCAGGUGCUCUAAUUUACAACAGCCUUCUAUACCUCUCUCAAGCGCCAUUCUAUGACUCCCUGCCCUUGCCUACACACUUGACAUUCGGUGGCCUCCUCAGAGCACUUGUCUGGACCGACUCCGAACGCUCCAGACCUGUCUAUGAAGAAAGCAUUGAUACUCGAACCAGAGCACCAGCUGAUACCCGUCGCCUUAUCUUCCAAAGUCUCGCGACAACUCGUGACGGCAGGAAACUGCCCUUUGAUGCGGAAUUCGCGAGGGUGCAGGCUGAGCGCAGGGCGUUUGAUUUCAGUAGUGUAUUGAAUGGGGACAGUUGGAAGGUAUAUGCCAAAACAAAUUAUGACGAGGAUGGUGAUGAGAUGUUCCAUGAUUUGCUUGAUGUCUUAUAUGUCGUUUCCCAACCCCCACAGGUAGGGCGGGGUGGCGUUCCGCGAGAUGGGUUCCGGGAGUUUGCUAAGGAAUUUCGUGGAGAGCAGCCGGAGCGUCUUCACAAUUUGAGUAUCCCGCAGGAUGAAUUUCAGACUUUGGUGAAGAUGCUUUUGGUUACACAGUUUGGGAAACCAGUUGCUCAGAUUGAGCAAGAUGCCGAUCUGGAUCGUGUUGCAGAUUGCAUUGUUAGAGUGUUUGCUCAGGUUCCGGGUAUGGGUAUUACCUGGGAGAUGUUUGAUCAGGCCAUCAAUAAGACGCCGGAGUUAUUCAGAGGCUAUCACCGCCUCCUAUCCUCUCUUUACAAGACGUAUGACGAGAACGACACCAAGACCCCUCUAACGCCACCUAAGCUAGGCAGCAUAGCCACACUGCCUGUUUUGUCUCAACUGGGAAUGAUUCUCAUUGAGACGCUGAGCUUUCCCAACCUUCAGCUACACAAGCACUAUGAUCUUGAUGAGAAUAUGUUGACAACAAACGUUGCUGCUCUUGCAGAACAAAUUACCACAAUCCCAGCUGAAGAAGCUGUCAUCAUCCUCCUUAUUUCUGGUCGCCUUACACACACGAACGAAAAGGUGGUUUUCGGAUAUCACCUCCCAUGGUAUGAUUCCUCUGAUAAAAAGGGAAGGAAUUACUGUCUCCUGUUCCAACUAAGCCCCGUCCACGAUAUGUUCAGAGGUUAUAAUGCCGAGCGGCCGGGGUUUAAGAUCGACGACAACGGGAGCCUUAUUUUCGGAGAGAAAGGGAAUGGAGUGGCUUUGGUGUUGGAGAGGGAGCUUAAGCGGAUGACAAUCUCUCACAAUGCCUCUUCUGGGAAUGAGAUUUAUGGUGCGACGUCUUGGAGGGGAGAUUGGGAGAUGGAUGUACAGGUGGGGGAGAUUGAGAUGUGGCUUGAGGUGUGA
Molecule: messenger RNA, 1581 nt
Organism: Aspergillus chevalieri
Lineage: Eukaryota; Fungi; Ascomycota; Eurotiomycetes; Eurotiales; Aspergillaceae
Exons: 2
Coding region: 1-1581 (526 amino acids)
Source: RefSeq, a predicted model, not a curated record